Manis pentadactyla (Chinese pangolin) is the source of this 4963-nucleotide messenger RNA. RefSeq names its product SH3 domain binding kinase 1 (gene SBK1). Gene Ontology annotation, biological process: peptidyl-serine phosphorylation; peptidyl-threonine phosphorylation. Lineage: Eukaryota; Metazoa; Chordata; Mammalia; Pholidota; Manidae. The transcript is spliced from 5 exons. Gene Ontology annotation, molecular function: ATP binding; protein serine/threonine kinase activity. The record is from RefSeq and is a predicted model, not a curated record. The coding region runs from base 970 to 2214 and encodes 414 amino acids.
GGAGUUGGAGGGAGCAGGAGCAGAGGGAGCGAGCUCCAGUAGGAGCCAGGACUCCAGGGGCCAGAAGUUUUCUAGGGAACAGCGUGGAUGCUGCGCCAGCCUCAUCUGGUUGUCACCCACCUCUCAGCUUCAGGUCCUGACCCUCUCUCCUGGAGGCCAUCCAUGCCACCUUCCCCAGGAGGGGAGGACAAACUUUCUUAGGGAAACCACCUCCACUGCUGUGCUGGCUGGACAGGGAGGAGCAAACGCCUGGACAGACAGAUGAACAGAUGGCCGGGGCAUCUGCAAGCCUGCCCUCCCAGGCCCAACCCUGACAGGCACGGCUGAGCGGGCAGCCAAGGGGCUGAGUGCUCCAUAAAGGGCAGCGAGGGGCCCUGCGGGACCUUUGUCCAACAGCGAGCCACCUGAGGCCAGGCGGCUGGAAGCUGCUUCCUGAGGCCCAGCCCUGUGACUGCAAGUGCUGUGGCCAGGACAGGAGUCCCCAUCAGGCAGAGCCACCGGCUCUUCCACUCACGGAGGAGACGGGGAACUUGAGUGAAAAGGCGCAGGUGGCAGGGGGGCAGGCACAGGGCCCCGAGGCCAGCAGGCUGCUGACCCUGGAGCACUCAAGCUCGGGGACUCCUGCCCAGGCUGGGGAUGAUGCUGCCGAGACCACCAGCAGCCACCCCUGCCCUGCCCUGCCGCUGCCCCCAGCCUGGUCCCUGGGCUGCGGAGUGGAGGAUGUGCCCCCCUUCUGCUUCGUCUGCUUUCACCAGGAGGAGGAGGAACUGCUGCUGGAAGAUGGCCCACUGCAGAGUGACAGAAAAUGUGCUUCCUUCCUCCUGUGACUGUGAGAACUGCCUCAUUUUGAGCUGCUGUAUGCUUGGGUCUACUUUUAGGAGCCUCACACAGCACAUAAGGGCAUAGGAUCUGAAGCCCAAAACUGAGUUCAAAUCCCAGCUCUACCAAUUAUUAGCUCUCAGGGAGAAGAUGAGCGUGGGCUGCCCUGAGCCCGAGCCACCCCACUCCCUGCCCUGCUGUGGGCCAGAGACUGUGCCUGGGCUGGGUGCAGGCGUGCCCCUCCUCACUGAAGACAUGCAGGCUCUGACCCUCCGCACAAUGACUGCUAGUGACGUCACCAAGCACUAUGAACUUGUCCGGGAGCUGGGCAAGGGCACCUAUGGGAAGGUCGACCUGGUGGCCUACAAGGGCACAGGCAUGAAAAUGGCACUCAAGUUUGUGAACAAGAGCAAGACGAAGCUGAAGAACUUCCUGAGGGAGGUGAGCAUCACCAACAGCCUCUCCUCCAGUCCAUUCAUCAUCAAGGUCUUCGAUGUGGUUUUUGAGACUGAGGACUGCUACGUCUUUGCCCAGGAGUACGCACCUGCUGGAGACCUGUUUGACAUCAUUCCUCCUCAGGUGGGGCUCCCCGAGGACACCGUGAAGCGCUGUGUGCAGCAACUGGGCCUGGCGCUGGACUUCAUGCACGGGCGGCAGCUGGUGCACCGCGACAUCAAGCCCGAGAACGUGCUGCUGUUUGACCGCGAGUGCCGCCGCGUGAAGCUGGCCGACUUUGGCAUGACGCGCCGCGUGGGCUGCCGCGUGAAGCGCGUCAGCGGCACCAUCCCAUACACAGCGCCCGAGGUGUGCCAGGCGGGCCGCGCCGACGGCUUCGCUGUGGACACGGGAGUGGAUGUGUGGGCCUUCGGCGUGCUCAUCUUCUGCGUGCUCACCGGCAACUUCCCAUGGGAGGCGGCGUCCGGCGCCGAUGCCUUCUUUGAGGAGUUCGUGCGCUGGCAGCGGGGCCGCCUGCCGGGGCUGCCUUCACAGUGGCGCCGCUUCACCGAGCCGGCGCUGCGCAUGUUCCAGCGCCUCCUGGCACUCGAGCCUGAGCGCCGCGGGCCGGCCAAGGAGGUCUUCCGCUUCCUCAAGCACGAGCUCACGUCCGAGCUGCGUCGCCGGCCCUCCCACCGUGCGCGCAAGCCAGCGGGGGACCGGCUGCUGGCCUCCGGGUCGCUGCGCCUCGAGGCACCUGGGCCGCUCAAGCGUACGGUGCUGACCGAGAGCGGCAGCGGCUCCCGGCCCGCGCCCGCCGCAGUUGGGCCCGUGCCUGUGCCGGUGCCGGUGCCCGAGGCCAGCCUGGUGCCUCCCGGGCUCCCCGGCAGGACCGAUGGCCGCCCAGACAAGAGCAAAGGGCAGGUGGUGCUGGCCACGGCCAUCGAGAUCUGCGUCUGAGUUGCCCCCGCUGUGCGGGCAGGGGCGCUGUGCACGCAGCCAGGCCAGGGCGCGGGGAGCCGCCCUGGACCCGUGCCAAGGCAGGGGCAGCAGCCGCGGCAAAACCGACCAGCCCCCACGGGGGCAGGAGGGAGUAGUGGUAAAUUAGGCAGAAUGGUGGGUCCAGGCGUCCUGUCCACGGCAGGCUGCUGAGAUAGGCACCAAAAGACCUCUUGCUCUACCUGUGGGGUAGGAGCUUGGCCCAUAGGAGCCAAGCCUCACAGACCCGAGGAUUUAGAGGCCCCCACACACACCAGAAGCAAGGGAGCUUGCAGGCAGACUCCCCCACACAACCCCGAACCCUUUUGCACCUGGUCCUUUGUACCCCCUGGCAGAUUUUACCCACAGUCCCACCCCUGGUCCUGCCCCCUGGCCACCCUACCCUCUGCAGUCCCUCUACCCACGGGCACAGAAAGGGACUGAAAUGCUGGGGCAGAGAAGGGGCUUAGGGCUCCUGGACACUGGCUGGGAGGAGGGCGAUGAACCGAGGGCAGGGGAGGUCAAAGGGAAGAGGCCAAGUCCCCUGCAAGAUGUAGCAAAUGUCUGGAUGUAAAAAUGUGUGUGUGUGUAUACGUAUGUGCACAUGCAGGCUCAGGCCCCCAAAGUCUAAUGACUCCCCCACAACCCAUUCCCAUGAUGAGGACACUGAGCCCCCAAGAGGGCACCUUUCCAUGAGGUUCACAGUCACUGAGUGGUAGAGCUCUAGUAGGCCUCCCCUUUCUCCACAGGGAUUGUCUUGACACCUCCCUCACAGAGGGCUCCCAGGGCAGGGGCCUCAGUUUCCCCUGCAUCCCUAGGCAUGAAUGAGGAGCCCAGAGCCAGGCUCAGGGAACCUCUCAGACCUUGCCGCCCCAGUCCAGACACAAUGGCUGGACUUCUGGCUGGUGGCAGGGUGAUUUGUGCCAGAAAUUUCUCCUGAAGUCCAGCAUGUCAGCCUGGGGCUGACCCCAUCACCACAUCUUCCAAGUUUCUGGUAGUGGAGUAUGCCACUGUUGGUGUGAGAAUGCUGUGGGUUUAAGAAUGGAGGCUGUGGAAAUGUGAGGGGGUGCAUGUGUGAAUAGGUGUGUGUGCGUUGUGACUGCAGAGUGCCAAUGUGUGCAUGUAGUCUCACAUGUUAAGUGACAGCAUCCAGACGUCUCAGUAACUGCCCCAUCCCAGGAUUCUCACCAGGUAGCUGCCAGAGGGUGUCCAGGCCUGUGCUUCAUCACACCCCUCAGGGAAUCUGGUAAGGAGGCACCUGCAGAUUGGUUCAGGACCCGAGGCAGCAAAACAUAAGAGAGGAACCCACCUUCUGGCAGUGCUCUCCCAUGACCCCUGCACUCUCUGUGGAGGCCUGGGACCCCGCAAUAACCUCAACAUGGGUGAGGCUGCUCCCUCUGCUUGGCAGUGCCCAUCCUCUGCCGCCCUAGGCCACAUCUACCAGGGUCCUCCUGGGCUUCUUGGCCACUUGGGGGGCUCCCUGAUGGGCCAGGAUGAUCAGAGGGGGGAUAAGAACCCUCUGGCCUGGAGCCUGUGCCCCCCUCAUCCCUCAUUCCCACCGUGCAAAAGGGCUAUAGGUCCCCCUGCCCUGCCCGGGUCCAGUUUACAAACAAUGUGCGGCUGCCCCAGGGCCUAGCCCCACUCUCCUUGGUGUGCCCCCUCCCCCUUGAGACCCACCUCUCCAGUGGACACAGGGGCCCUCCACAUGCCAGGUAAGUAGCAAACCCCUCCUCCAACCAAGGAUCACGUCUGUGAAGGCCCCCAUCACUGCCCCCAGCCCACCUGGAGCCCCUGGCUGCCUCUCCCAGCCUCGACUUCUCUUUUUGCCUUAGGCCUCUUGACAUCCUGUCUCCUGCAAUAACAAGGAAGUGAGAUUCCAAGUAGAUGUCCCUCGCCGUGCAUCCUCUCUCUCUUUCUCUCUGUGAAGAUCCUGUUCGGGAGUUUCUCCCUCAUCGUAGUAUCUAGAAUGUUAGAGUUGGGAAGGGACUGUAGUUAUGUAGCCCAGCCCCCAUGUUCAGAGGCACAGAGGGGCAGUGACGGCCUGACGUGGAAGCAGGACUGAAACCAGGUCUGCUCCUUCACUGUCAGGACCCUGCUGCCACCACCUCCGCCUUUACUGGUUGGCUUGGGAUCCUUUGCCCUUUAGGAGAGGUGUUGGUCACAGAUGUUUACCUCAGUUUAUGUCACUGUCGAAGAAACGAAAAUAAAUAGCAAAAAAUUAAUAACACCAUAGAAUGAAGACUUAGAGAAGACAAAAAAAUCCCCCUCCCAUGCGAUUCUUCUGUGAAGGUUGUGUGUGGUGUGUGCACACAUGUGUCUGUCCAACCCCUGGCAGGCUGGGUCAUCCCAACCUCUGUCCCAGCCCAUGUGCCCCCACACUGCCCCUUGUCCUUUGGUGCUUCCCAGAGGCCCUCUGAGCUGACCUGUGGGGCAUGGGGAACCUCCUGGAUGGAAGGCAGGGCCACAGGUUAGCUAGAGGGUCUCCCACCAGGCCCAUUGAGCAGAGCCCCAAGGCUGCCAAUAUUCCCUGAGUCCCUGUUGUGGCCAUCGGGACAGUCAUGGUGGCUGGCAUCAGCAUCAGUCCCCUAGCCCCAGACCUUCAUGUAUUGCCACCCCCCCCACCAUGUGUUUGUAAAUACUCUGGCAUCCUUUGGCCCUGAGAAGGUUUUUAAAUGUGUUAUUUACUUCUCUAAUCAUGACAAUUGCUAUAAAAUAAAGUUUAGAAAAAUUA